Messenger RNA from Solea senegalensis (Senegalese sole), 3493 nucleotides. Its product is annotated as zinc finger protein 11-like. The record is from RefSeq and is a predicted model, not a curated record. Lineage: Eukaryota; Metazoa; Chordata; Actinopteri; Pleuronectiformes; Soleidae. The coding region runs from base 245 to 3379 and encodes 1044 amino acids. Gene Ontology annotation, cellular component: nucleus. The transcript is spliced from 9 exons.
UAAAAUAUAUAUAUGUAAGGAAGAAGAAGAACCCUAACCAACAAGCCAGCUGGUGUUAAAUAUUUACUUCCCCACUUAUGUUUCUAAUUUAAAAUGUUACUUCACAGCUACAGAUGAACAACUUCCUUAGCCACAGCUUUGUCAUUCAGCGGCUUCUAGUAACAGUCCUGUGGCUGAUAGCUAGCCAGCUGGCUAACAGCAGCUAACCGCAGCUAGUCAAACUUUUCAACACUGGAAAGAGAGGAUGGACUCUUGUGUUUUUACGGCCAUUUCUAAAGAUGAGGCCUUACCUCUGGCGUCACUGCGCCUCCUGGUCCCACCUCUGCAGCUCAUGACAGCCUGGAUGUGGCAGGUGCUGAAGAGACAGGACGUCAUGAACUACUGGAAUGUGGCAGAGUUUGUCGCACUGGUAAUGGACAUGGUUCCAGAGCUGCUUAUGUACAAGCACAGAACACAACUGAAUUUGGGAUUAAAAGCCAGGUACAUCCUUGAGUUGUGCCGAUUUGAACUUGCUGAAACUGACUUAAUCUUAUCUCACCUGGACAAGAUUAAAUCUCAGCACAGCACCCAGAUGGAAACAGCAGAGGAGGAAAAAGUAGUAGUUCACUUUCUUGAGUUAAUCCAAGCUCUGCUCAAAGAUCCUGAAGAGAGAAGAGACUUUUUCUCAGAGGUCUUCCCUGCAGAGUAUGGGCCACAAUAUCACAGUGAUCUGCUGACACUGUUUUGGGAAUUCCACUGUCGGCUUGCUCAGCUGUUGCCCGUUCCUGACCUUGAACAGACAAUGUCCUGGCUUGGAGCUGAACAGUCACUGCUGGAGGAUUGUGUGCAUUCCUUCUCCAAGCCUGCAGACCUGAAACAUUUACUCCAGCACCACAAAAGCUUGGGACAUUUAGAGCAACACGUACCUCCAUGUGGCAUGGGCGACAGCAUCCUUUCCUCCCUCUCUGCAGGUCCUCUUAGGAAAGUGACAACAACUACAGAAGAGUCCCAAUCAGGUUCACUGUCAGGCUUCAGUGAUGAAACACAGACUGUAUCAUUUGUGGAUGAUGUAGCAGUUGAAAUAAUCACCGUCACAGAUUACGCAGAGGUUGAAUUAGCCACAUGCACAGACAAUGGGGUCAUUAUGGGAGAACACUGCUAUGAAACUACAGACGGUGGCACAGAGGCUGACAUUUCCUUGGUAAUACUUCCUGAAAAGGUGUCCAGUGAGGAGGAAGCUGAUGAAGCAGAGGGAGGAGGGACACAAGGAAAGGCUGAAAGUGCUUUGAUAGACCAGAGAUUUUGCCAACCAGAAUAUGACAAGGACCAAGACCAAGCUUCCCCCCAACACAAAGUCUGUGUAGGUCCUCAUGACUGUCCAGACUGUGAAAAGAAAUUUCAGUUUGCCUCUUCACUAACUGCCCACAGGGUCAUCCACACUGGCGAACGCCCCCACUGCUGCAAUGACUGUGGUCGCUGCUUCUCUUUCAGACAGUCCCUCGACAGGCACAGACGCACGCACAAAAUUGGACGCAAAUAUGACUGCGCCAUCUGUGGUGAGACUUUCCUCUCCUUGUCAGCCCGCACAGAGCACAAGCAAACACACAUGGAAGACGGUGUUUACAUGUGUCAGCAGUGCAACAGGAAAUUCAACUGGGAGCUGGCAUUUGCCAGGCACUUAAAAACUCAUAUGGAUUGUCACACUGCUAACAAGCUCAUAGAUGAUGAUGAUGAUCAUGAUGAGCGAGAGAUUGAUUUAAGUGUUGAAGAUAUCUGCAAGGAUCCUGUGAAGUGUCUGGAGCCUGGUUGUGAGGUGCAACUGCAAGCAGAUGAUAACAGUGAUAAGGAUCCAGAGAAAGCAGAUGUUCAGACCAGUGAACUCAUCACCUGUGAUUCUGGAGGCCUGGUCCCUGAACUCCAUAAUCAAAUCGCCUCUACGUUGAAGGUCCGCACAAGUGGGCGCAAACGCAAACCAACCAUGAAGGUUCAGGUGAUAAAUUUACAGAAGAGCAUAACUAUGAAGAGAAAGAAGAUUAUCAAUCCUGUGAUCCUGAAGCCUCUUCCUGUGAGCUGUGCAGAGCACUCUUAUGGGUCACCAAUGGCCUCAUCAAAGGACAGUGAUGGAAGAUCUGUAGCCGAUAUCGCAUCCACUACUUUGUCCUGUUCAAAGUGCUCGCUUCACCAUUCAGAUGACGUGCAGGUUCAGCAGCACAGUGACAGCGUCCGCUCUGCUGAGACUGAGGAGCAGGAGGACAUGACAUCCCUUCUGCCUCUCCCAGAUGAAGAGGGAAGUUUUGCUUGUGCAGACUGUGAGAAGAGCUUCAAGUUCCAGUCUUUACUUAAAGCCCAUCAGCGCAUCCACACAGGUGAACAGCCGUUCCUCUGUUCACAGUGCGGACGGCGUUUCUCCUUCAAACAGUCACUGGAGCGGCACAAGCAGACACACAAGUCUGGCCGCAAAUACAAGUGCCUGAUCUGUGGGGAGUUCUUCAAGACGUCACUGGCCCAGAGGGAACACAAGAGCACCCACAUGGAGAAUGGGGAGUAUUUAUGUUCAGAGUGUGGUAGGGCAUUCGCCUGGAAGUCGGCACUAGUGAGACAUCUGAAGAUCCACGGAGAAGAUGCUAACAAGGAUGAGCAUUCUUACAGAUGCCCUCAUUGUGACCUGAGCUUCAGCUGUGCCAGCUACUUGAACAGGCACAUUCAGACUCACCAGGAAGAAAGAGUGUACACGUGCAACUGUGGAAAGAGCUUUGCCUACCAAGCCGCUCUCACUGCACACCAACGCAUCCAUCUGAAGGAGCGGCGGCACAUAUGCACUCAGUGUGGCAAGGGAUUUCUCUACCGGGGGGGUUUGCUGAGCCACAUGAAGAUCCACUCUGAGGAGAUGCCCUUCAUAUGCUCCUUCUGCGGCAAGAGCUUCAAGAGGGAGCGCAACAUGAAGAAGCAUGAGCGCUGCCACACCAGAGAAAAUGUUUUCAGCUGCUCACAGUGCGACAAGAGUUUUGUGUACAAGGCCACUCUGAUCCGUCACGAGCUGACUCAUUCCGGUGAGAGGCCAUAUCUCUGCUCCGACUGUGGGAAGGGUUUCUUUUCCCAUGCAGAGCUCCUGAAGCAUGAACGUUUCCACACGGGCCACAAACCAUUCCAGUGCCCCCACUGUGGCAAGAAAUUUACUCAGUCCUGUUACCUGACCGUCCACCUGCGCUAUCACACCGGAGUGCGACCUUACGCCUGCACCGAAUGUGACAAGAGCUUCCUGAGUGCCAACAGGCUCAAGAGACACCAACGAACACAUUCAGGAGAAAAACCAUACCUCUGUGGAGAAUGUGGGAAGGGUUUCAGGCAGGCGUAUAAUCUCAAAAUGCAUCAACGGACCCAUCUCAUGACUUUAACAUAGACUGACACUUUGGGAAGUUACAGUGGGAGUGAAGUAACUUCAAAAAUGAUUACUGUGAACUGCAUUUAAUAUAGAAUCUUGUGCUGAAAACCAAUUAAAGCUGCUGUCAGCGAU